GGCAGAAAUCUAACAACAGGAGAGCUUGGUUUCUUCCCAAGUGAUGCAGUAAAACCUAGCCCAUGUGUUCCCAAACCGGUAGACUACUCUUCACAACUGUGGUUUGCAGGAGCAAUGGAAAGAUUGCAAGCAGAGAGUGAACUUAUUAACAGAGUAAAUAGCACUUACCUGGUGCGGCACAGGACCAAAGAGUCAGGAGAAUAUGCAAUUAGUAUUAAGUACAAUAAUGAAGUGAAACACAUCAAGAUUUUAACAAGAGAUGGCUUUUUCCACAUUGCAGAAAACAGAAAAUUUAAAAAUUUAAUGGAACUCAUAGAAUACUAUAAGCACCACUCUCUCAAAGAAGGCUUUCGAAGUUUGGAUACUACUCUUCAAUUUCCAUAUAAAGAAUCUGAAAACUCAGUGGGACAAAGGAGUAACAGAACAGGUGGCAACUUGCUAAGCCCGAAGGUGAUAGGCAUUGCCAUAGCCAGGUAUGACUUCUGUGCAAGAGACAUGAGAGAACUGUCCUUAUUGAAAGGGGACGUUGUAAAAAUUUAUACAAAGAUGAGUGCGAAUGGCUGGUGGAGAGGUGAAGUAAAUGGAAGGGUGGGCUGGUUUCCAUCAACUUAUGUUGAAGAGGAUGAAUGAAUUAAAAACUUUCCUCUGCUGACCAGCAGUUUCAGGGAUUGUAAAAAUUUAGUAUCUUCAAAGUGUUAUUCGUCUUCUAAAGUAUUUAAACAGCAGCAUUUUUGUCUGUCUGAACCUUCCAGUCUUAAUGUUGGGAUUUAUACAGAAGUUUGUGCUGACAGAUUAUUACCUUGCCCAGAGCUGUGCAAGAAACAACCUGCUGGUUUGCCAUCACUGGGGAUCAGUACAAAGACCAACCCUCACCUUCCCAGAAGAUCUCUGGAAAAUUUCUUUAUGCUCCUUUUCAUUUCACCCUGUACUGCACCAUGAGUACUAGCUAUGGCUGAAUAUUUAAUAAGUCUUUUUUUCUUCUAGCUAACAUCUGUGAUGGUACAAGGAGAUGAAAUGGCAUAUUAUUCCUUAUCACUGCAUGCAGAAAACGGAGUUCAGUUAUUCCAGUGGGCAGAAAGUAUAGUCAGUAGACUUGUCUUGAAACAUCAAACUACUUUACUUAUCACCUUACAAGCAGUUUUACACUCAUGAAAACAUUCUGAAGGAAAGACGUAGUAAACAUGAAUAGCAUUCAUGCAUAUAUAAUUAGUUAACUGACUACUUUGAGGUCCUGCCUAAAUCAUCUAACAAUUCAAGACAUUUUAAAAAGGUGUAGUGAUGUAGUAUUGCUUGAAGAAGCGUCCACGAAGUGGAAUUGUGGGAUCCUUUCUUUGUCAUCCCAAG
Leptosomus discolor (cuckoo roller) is the source of this 1344-nucleotide messenger RNA. The record is from RefSeq and is a predicted model, not a curated record. Lineage: Eukaryota; Metazoa; Chordata; Aves; Leptosomiformes; Leptosomidae.